GAGAUUUCAAAGUGGAGUAGAAAGAGAUUUAACCCAACAAAAACGUGGAGGAGAAAGAGAGAGAUCCUUGUGUGUGUAACACUGUGUGUAUUUAAUGAGUACUGUAUAAGAGAGAGGGCGAAGGCAGGUAGAGAAAGAAGACAACCGACCACAACCGCAACUUGGAUUUUGUUGCUGGAAGUGGUAGAGAGAAGCCCUCGUGUUAUCUUCACAUCCAUUUCCAUAUUGCUGUUAUAUAUAUAUAUAUAUAUAUAUAUAUAUAUAUUGUGUGUGUAUAGGCUUCUAUUCAAGUACUUAACUCUCUCUCUCUCUCUAGACAGAGACCCAGAGCUUAAACCUUUGGUGUUCUCUCUUCAUCUGGGUCUCAAAUGGCGAGUUGGGUCUUAUCAGAAUGUGGUAUAAGACCCCUCCAACGAAUCUACCCUCGACCCAGAACAGGACUAACCUCGAUCAAUUCAAUCCCCUCCAAGAUCAGAGUCUCACACGCAGAUCUCAUUGCUGCUUCUUCAUCCCGGGUGUCGAGUGGGUCUAGAGAGAGAAACUGGGCACUAAAGGUAAGCACCCCUCUGAGUUUCCAAACAGUGGAAGAAGAGAAAAGAGAAAGAGAGAGCAUCAAUGGGGUUGAAGAAGGCGGCGAAUUUGACCCUGGUAUGCCUCCUCCGUUCAAAUUGGCCGAAAUUCGAGCGGCGAUUCCGAAACAUUGCUGGGUAAAGGACCCAUGGAGAUCUAUGAGCUAUGUGGUGAGAGAUGUGGUGGUGGUUUUUGGAUUGGCGGCUGUGGCAGCUUAUUUCAACAACUGGGUUGUUUGGCCUCUUUACUGGUUGGCUCAGGGGACCAUGUUCUGGGCUCUGUUUGUUCUUGGCCAUGAUUGUGGUCAUGGAAGCUUUUCAAACAAUCCCAAAUUGAAUAGUGUGGUGGGUCAUUUGCUUCAUUCUUCAAUCCUUGUCCCCUACCAUGGAUGGAGAAUUAGCCAUAGAACUCAUCAUCAGAACCACGGACACGUUGAGAACGAUGAAUCAUGGCACCCGUUGUCUGAGAAGAUUUACAAUAGUUUGGAUAACAUUACAAAGAAAUUGAGGUUCACAUUGCCUUUUCCCAUGCUUGCAUAUCCUAUUUAUCUGUGGGGUCGAAGUCCCGGAAAGACAGGCUCUCAUUUUCACCCAAACAGCGAUUUGUUUGUCCCGAGUGAAAGGAAAGAUGUGAUCACUUCCACGGUGUGUUGGAGCGCCAUGGCUGCGCUGCUUGUAUGCUUAAACUUUGUGAUGGGUCCAAUUCAAAUGCUUAAACUCUAUGGCAUACCCUACUGGAUUUUUGUUGCGUGGCUGGAUUUAGUGACUUACUUGCAUCACCAUGGCCAUGAGGAGAAACUUCCUUGGUAUCGCGGAGAGGAAUGGAGUUAUCUGAGAGGAGGGCUGACGACGCUUGAUCGGGACUAUGGUUGGAUCAACAACAUUCACCAUGACAUUGGUACCCAUGUGAUACAUCAUCUCUUCCCUCAAAUCCCACACUAUCAUUUGAUAGAAGCAACACAGGCUGCAAAGCCAGUGCUUGGGAAGUACUACAAGGAGCCGAAGAAAUCAUGGCCUCUUCCAUUUCAUCUGUUGGGAGUCCUUAUAAGAAGCAUGAAACAGGAUCACUACGUGAGCGACACCGGGGACGUUGUAUAUUAUCAAACAGACAAACAGCUCUAUGCUUCUCCAAAUUCAGAAUGAAGGGGAAACUGACUCUUUAUAACCAAUUUAUUUCGACUUUCGACAAAAUUAUAAGAGUUUCUGUAGAAUAUGGAGAUGGAGAUGUUAUUUGCAUAAAUGAGUUCAAUGACAAUUUGUAAUGCCAAUUACUAUCACAUUUUGAGGAUUACUAUUCCUCAUAAAAAAAUCAAUAAUGGAUGGACUUAACCGCGUUCAUGAA
Molecule: messenger RNA, 1911 nt
Organism: Cornus florida
Lineage: Eukaryota; Viridiplantae; Streptophyta; Magnoliopsida; Cornales; Cornaceae
Product: omega-3 fatty acid desaturase, chloroplastic
Exons: 8
Coding region: 369-1712 (447 amino acids)
Biological process (GO): lipid metabolic process
Molecular function (GO): oxidoreductase activity, acting on paired donors, with oxidation of a pair of donors resulting in the reduction of molecular oxygen to two molecules of water
Source: RefSeq, a predicted model, not a curated record